Metopolophium dirhodum (rose-grain aphid) is the source of this 2433-nucleotide messenger RNA. Its product is annotated as cytochrome P450 4C1-like. Lineage: Eukaryota; Metazoa; Arthropoda; Insecta; Hemiptera; Aphididae. Gene Ontology annotation, molecular function: monooxygenase activity; oxidoreductase activity, acting on paired donors, with incorporation or reduction of molecular oxygen; iron ion binding. The transcript has 2 exons. The record is from RefSeq and is a predicted model, not a curated record. The coding region runs from base 63 to 2048 and encodes 661 amino acids.
CGUCGAUUUUUAUAUUUUUAUGGAAGUAUUUUUUCGAAUUAUUUAUUAUUUAAAAAAUCAAAAUGUGUGAUAAUUUAGUGAAUAAUGAAUCAGAAAUUCAACGAAUUUUAAGUAUACCUAUUGAAAGCGACGAUGAGUUUGCUGAUAUUGGUCUAAGUGAUGACGAAAAUUUUGAAUUGCCCGAAUUAUUUGAAAAUGACGACCGCAUUUUAAAUGAAACUAUAGACGAUGCUGAUAAUAUACUGAAUUAUCCCGUGUAUUUUUCUGAAGAAAAUAUAACUAAUUUCGGUUCUUCAACGUCACAAUCCCCUAUUGUCAUUCAAAUUCCAUCAGAUGUACAAUCUUUGCCAACAGAAUCUGUUUCACCAUCUUCGUCAUUUGUUUCACAAAUACCUAUAAGUAGAAACCGUAGAUCCACAAGAAAACUAAUUGCUUCUAAUAAUUCUAAAACAAAAAAUAUACCAAAAAUAAAAAAGUUGGACCCGAUUUGGAGAAAAGGAAAUUUUUCACAGAAUCUCGAGUUUAUAAAAUUUUUUGGGGAAAAGCCAAUGCCUGACGAAAUAAAAGAAAUGAAAUCACCUAAAGAAUUUUUUUCUUAUUUUUUUGAUAACGAAUUAUUAGCACAUAUUGCCGAACAGUCUACACUUUAUAGUACUCAACAAAAUCCCGAAAAACCAAAUAAAAUAACGAUAAACGACGUACGACAUUUUUUGGGCAUAAUUACAAUGAUGUCAAUCGUCCAUCUACCAAAUACGAGGUCAUAUUGGUCAGAAAAUACUCAUAAUAAAAUAAUAAGAAAUUGCAUGAGUGUAAAUGUGUUUGAAAAUAUUAGGCGGUAUAUGCAUUUUAACGACAACACUUUAGAUUUACCUAGAGAUAAUCCAAAUCGUGACAGGGUUUUUAAAGUUCGGCCACUUAUUGACACACUCAAUAAAAAGUUUAGCUCUGUACCUAUCGAAGAAAACUUAUCAUUAGAUGAGCAAUUGUGUCCAACUAAAGCUGUAUCAUAUCUCAAACAGUAUCUCCCUCUGAAGCCUCAUAAAUGGGGGUACAAAUUAUUUGUUUUAUGUGGUGUUUCUGGCUACGGUUAUAACUUUGAAAUUUACACGGGAAAUGAAAAUAAGGAAGACGAACGAAUUAUACACAAUGAACCAGAUUUUGGAGCUACAGGCAACAUUGUUGUGAGAAUGACUAGAAUGGUACCGGAAAAUGUGCACCAUAAGUUAUUUUUCGAUAAUUACUACACCUCAUUACCAGUUAUGAUAUAUCUAGAAAAAAAAGGCAUUCACACAGUUGGCACAUUUAGACGUAAUCGUUUUCCAAACGUCUGUUUGACAGAUGAUCGUUUAUUGAUGAAAAAAGAUCGCGGAUAUUCUGAAGAGUGUUUCACAGUGGUUGAAGAUGUCCCUAUUUCAGCUGUUGCAUGGAAAGACAACAAGGUAGUACACGUAUCCUCAACUUUUGUAGGUGAACUCGAAAAAAAUGUAGUGAGUAGAUUUGACAAAAAAAAAAAGACCACCGUUAUUGUACCUAGGCCGAAAAUCAUUGAAGUUUACAAUAAACAUAUGGGUGGGGUUGACCUUAUGGAUUCUAUGAUUGGGCGCUAUAGAAUAAUAAUGAGGUCUAAGAAAUGGUACAUGAAAAUUUUUUACCAUUUGGUUGAUAUGUCGAUUGUAAACGCGUGGAUUUUGUAUAAAAAAGUUACAAAAAAACCAAUGAAACUAGCUCAAUUUCGAGAGCAAUUAGCUGUGGAACUUUGUCAAACAGAAAUGGAAAUAAAAAAAAAAGGCAGAAAAACAAAGGAAUCGUUGGAAAAACAAAUGCUGGAGGAGCUUGAAAAAAGAAAAAAAAGGACACCAACUGCAAUUAUUCCAUCAACCCAUUUACGUUUGGAUGGGCAUCAACACAGAAUACAAUUUGAGAAAAUUCGACGAGUAUGUAAACUACCAAAAUGUAAAUUUCAAUCAUUCGCUAAGUGUACUAAAUGCGAUGUUUUUUUAUGUUGUAAUAAAGAAAGAAAUUGCUUCGAUUUAUUUCAUUAUACCUAACUGAAUUUGUUUUAUUUUUUAUUAUUAUUUUAGAUUUUUUUUUUUUUUUUAAUUUAAUUUGUAUUCAAAAAAUAUAAUCAUGUACUUAUUUAUAAUUUCAUUUUAUAAUAUUGCUUUUCAUCAAUAAAUAUUAUAUAAAUUUUAAAAUUACAUGAUAUACUAAUGACGCAUAGAAGUGCAUACAUGCAUUUCAAUAUUUGAGACGUAAUAAUUAUUGUUUGUCGAUAGUGCAUAGAAGUGCACACAUGCAUUUUUCAAAAUUGAGUCAAAUUGAGUACUUACAUUUUAUAACUGAAUUUUUUUAAUAAUUUUAAUGGAUUCUACAGGUUGUAAUCUAUUAAAAAACAUUUUUUUUAUUAUUUAAUAAAAAAUCAUGCAGUGAAGG